AAUAAAGCCACCUACCUAUUCUGAUGAUGUCGCUUGCUUGACAACACUGCUUUCAUCCAUCAUACCGCCACCUCCUUCAGGAUGCCGCGUGCAGAAGCUGGCUCUUCAAAGGCAAUCGGAAAUGCGAUCAAAGCCAAAGGCCUAACAAAAUUACGAUUCUACUGUCAGAUAUGCGAGAAAGCAUGUAGAGAUGAAAAUGGAUACAAAUGUCAUCUCGAAUCAGAAACGCAUAUGCGUCAAAUCUCAGCACUUGGAUCGAACCCAAACAAGGUGAUUCAUAACUUCUCAAAAGAAUUCCAAGAUGGAUUUGUGAACUUGCUCAGCAGGAGAUUUGGAACUGCCAGAGUGAAUGCGAACAAGGUAUACCAAGAAUAUAUCCAAGAAAGACACCAUUUGCAUAUGAAUGCGACCAAGUGGGUCUCCUUGUCGGAAUUUGUCAAACAUCUGGGUCGUGAGGGGAUCGUAAAAGUGGAAGAGAUUACCGAUGAGGGUCAACACGGAUGGUACUUAACAUGGAAGGAUAAUUCACCCGCUGCUCUUGCACGUCAAGAUGCUCUGCAAAAGAUGGCAAGGGCAAAGGUUGACGAAGAAGGAAGAAUGCGAAAGUUCUUGAAUGGGCAAAUUGAAAGGGCGAAAGAGGAGAAUGCUACCAAAGAGACAGAAAAGGAUAUAAAGCUACAAGAAGGUUUGCAAAGGGAUGAAAGUCGUGCGCCACUGAAGAUUGGCAUUUCGCUGAGCAGCUCGAAGCCGAGUUCUGCAAGGAAUGCGACAGAUGGCGAAACAGAAGAUAAAGUCUCUCAUAAACCUCUUGCUGCUCCCUCGGCGUCCGACUCCGUACCCAAAAAGCCGCUUGCGAACCCUUUCAAGACGAUGAACAAGAUUGUACCUGCUCAAAAAGAAGCACCUAAGCUUGGCGGUGGAUUCAAGAUGUCUUCCUCCGGUAAAGCUCCCCAACAAUCAUCACGACCUACUUCCACUACUGCAGCUGAGAAGAUUAUGGCUGAAGAACAGUCAAUGCGAGAAAAGCGUAAGGCGAUGGGUCCACAACCUAGUGCAAAGAGGAUGAGAAUGUGAUUAAUGUGUAUCAUAGCAACAAUCUGUAUUAAAACCUGUAACAUUAUAAUCAAUCUGUAAUCUUGUUCUAUCAGAG
This is a messenger RNA of Meira miltonrushii, 1150 nucleotides long. RefSeq lists its product as uncharacterized. The record is from RefSeq and is a predicted model, not a curated record. Lineage: Eukaryota; Fungi; Basidiomycota; Exobasidiomycetes; Exobasidiales; Brachybasidiaceae. Gene Ontology annotation, molecular function: double-stranded DNA binding. Bases 82 to 1074 code for a protein of 330 amino acids. Gene Ontology annotation, biological process: DNA replication; DNA damage response. Gene Ontology annotation, cellular component: nucleus. The transcript has a single exon.